Molecule: messenger RNA, 2867 nt
Organism: Diabrotica balteata
Lineage: Eukaryota; Metazoa; Arthropoda; Insecta; Coleoptera; Chrysomelidae
Source: the annotation of a GenBank genome assembly
GAACAAAUUUUAAACGAUAUAAUCUCCGGUUCUUCAAAAUCAAGUGAAUUUGUUCCGAAUCAAGAGAUAGAAACAGUUGUUGAAAAUCAACAGAAUCUUCCCGAAGGGAGUAAUCAGCCAGAAUUUAAUUAUUCACAACAAUUGCCAGAUCUGUCAACUUUGCAGCCUCACUUAAGUGCUGCACCGCAACAUAGUUCGCACUUGUCUUCGGUAUUUUCAUCUUUUUCUAAUAUUUUGAAUAUUGGAGGUUCUAAUAAUAACCCUAAGGAAGAGGUGAUAGUAUCUCCACCUGCUGGAAUAGAAAGUCUUAUUAGCCAAAGUAACAACAACCCUGAGCCAGUACCGCUUUUUUCGGCCAAUUUACCUGAAUAUAGUAUCCAACAGCCCCCUCCGCCUACAGGCCCAACAAAUCAAUUUAGAAGAGCUGGUCUCAAAAGACCGGCUUAUGCACAAGUACCAGGUUUAUCUUCAGCCCCCGCACCACCUCAAAAUUUGAAUGUCCAAAAUAUCCCCCACCAAACCUUCCCCCAUUACCUCAAGCAGCGCCAGUACCGUCAGCAGCAUCACAAAACUUCUUAGUACCAACAGCGCCUUCUCCAUCCACUUCCAUAUCAUCAACUUCCAGUAUAGACCAUAUAAAUCAAGGAUUGCCAAACCAGUUUAAACCAAUAUCUCCGCCUCCUUCUAAUUUGCAAUCCUUCCAUCCUAUCUCCCAACCUUUAGCUCCUGUGCCGGUACAACCUUUUGCCCAAUCUGUAUCGAUAACGCAUCCAUACAGAAAUAUAGUAGGACCAGUCAUGGAUGCCAUACCAGUUAGCGAAUUGUCACAAAAUUCUAAUUUUAGUAGUUCCCUCGUGAAUUCUCCAGAGGCUCUGCCAAACAAUAAUAACGCAAGUGAUGCUGGUCCUCCUGUUAACCAAGUAUAUAGACCUGUCUACCAUCACUGGUUUCAUCAGAAAGAAAUAGAGGGAAGGAAAUUAUGGGAACCGUUUUCUAUGUUGGAUUCAUUAGCUUUAGAACAAGCUUUCAUUUCAAACGAUUUAGAUCCAGAUAGAGUGAUUGCUACUGAUGGCGGUCGUUAUGAUGUGAAUAUUUUAAGAAGACAGAGGAACCCUGUCUAUUGGAAAGCGAAUCCUAAUGAAGUACGAAGAUGCUCUUGGUUCCACAAAGCUAGUUCAGACGGAAGGUUGGUCCCAUACGAAGAAAAUAUCGCUACAAUGUUAGAAGAAGAAUACAAAUCUGCGUUUGAAUCUAAUAAGUGGCACAAAACAAUCGAAUUACCUCAAGGAGAAAGUAUUGUAUUUCAUGGACCUGAUGUUUUAGUACUUUUCUCUCCCACACAGGUUCCUGACGCAUGGGGCAACACAACAAACCAGUCCCGACCUAGAGUUGUAAAAAGAGGUAUGGAUGAAUUUGAUAUAGAUGAAGGAGAACCUGCUCAAGUCGAUCACAUCUUGUUCAUGGUUCAUGGCAUUGGUUCAGUCUGUGAUUUAAAAUUUAGAACAGUAGAGGAGGUAGUUGAUGAAUUCCGCAGUAUUGCCUUUCAGUUAGUUCAAUCUCACUAUAGGUCGUCCUGUGAUCAAGGAAAAGUCAACCGUGUGGAAGUUUUACCUAUAAGUUGGCACGAUAGGUUACAUUCCGAUGAAACUGGAAUCGACGACCAAUUAAAAAGUAUUACUCUGGAGAGUAUACCGAGACUGAGAGGCUUUACGAAUGACACUUUGCUCGAUAUUUUGUUUUAUACUAGUCCCAUUUACUGCCAAAAAAUUACUACAACUGUGGGAACAGAGCUUAAUAGAAUAUAUGAUCUUUUUAAACAAAGAAAUCCUGAUUUUAAAGGGGGUGUUUCACUUGGUGGUCACAGUUUAGGCAGCCUUAUACUCUUCGACCUCUUGUGCCACCAGCACUCUAAACCUGAAUCUGACGGAGAAGAAAGUGAUGAAAUCCUUUCUAGCAGUCCAGGCUCGGGCAAACCAGCUCCACCUCAACGAAAGAUGAGUAAAAGAAUAAGCUAUAUGAUGGGUGCCAUCGGUACGGGACAGCCGGAAAUACAUUACACUCGACUUAAUUUCGAACCUAAGAAUUUCUUUGCUUUGGGAUCUCCAAUAGGUAUGUUUGUGAUCGUGAGAGGUCUGGACACAUUAGGUGAAAACUUUUCGUUGCCCACUUGUCCAGCAUUCUACAACAUUUUCCAUCCAUACGAUCCAAUCGCAUACAGGAUAGAAUCUUUAAUCAAUCCAGAAUUUGCAAAAUUAAAACCAGUAUUGAUUCCACACCAUAAAGGAAGGAAACGAAUGCAUUUAGAGUUAAAAGAGACCAUGACACGUGUCGGUGCGGAUUUAAAACAGAAAGUAAUCGAUUCGAUGAGAAGUACUUGGAAUUCCGUUUACCAAUUGGCAAUGUUCCACAAACAAUCCCCUCCUAGUUUGGAAGAAGAGGUGUCUAAGGCAUUUAAAGAUCAAAUGGGACAACUGGAAAACGAUUCUAUGCAGGAAUCUACGAAAACUCCGGUAGGAAAUUUGAAUAGUGGAAGAAGAGUCGAUUAUGUUCUGCAGGAAGCACCCUUUGAGUUCUUCAAUGAAUACGUAUUUGCCUUAACGAGCCAUGUUUGUUAUUGGCAAUCCGAGGACACCAUAUUGAUGAUGUUAAAGGAAAUUUAUACUUCUAUGGGGGUAACUUCUGACAGUCAAAUUCCCCAGCAAACCAUGACAAUAGAGAGACCUCCACCCUCUCCUACGUCAAGAAGAUCGCCAAAUGUUCCAAUUCGUCCAUUCCAACAACCAAUUGGAAUUGACCCAACAAAGCCCAUGCAAUUGAACUCAUCUCUUGAUCCACCACCAGUAAGUGGCUUUGUUCGAAAAACAUAG